AUGAGAUGGCUGAAGAAGAACAAUUAUCAUGACAAAAAGUUGCCGAUUCGACAACAGAUCAAACCAUGGAAUCAAUCAUGGCGCAGCGAUUUUUACGAAAAACAGUGGAUGAUCUUUGCGCCUACCUUCUCAACAGCGAUCCAGCAUCUCGAUCUAGGAAUUGUGCCUGCUACAGCGGGUCAGCCUUACGAACUGGAAGAGGCGCACAUACUUCCCUUCAUCGAAAAGUCCACUGAGACUGGCGAGGGCUCUUUUGGACAAGUCACGAAGUACGUAUUGCACAAGGACCAUAUAGAUCCAGUAAGUGAGGCAGCGCUUCCAAAUCAUACCGCGUAUGCGGUGAAGUUCAUCAAAGGAGAACACAUGAAUGCUCAAGAGGUCGCGGACGACUGGAGAAGGGAGGUGAAAGCGCUUCGUAUGAUGAAUAAGCUGAACCAGGAACAUAUUGUCCGAUUUGUUACUGCUUUCCGCCGCCGCAAGAGGGACCGCACGCAAGAGCAUUAUCUGAUGUUCGAAUGGGCCGACAAUGGGAACCUUCGUGACUUGUGGAGAACCACACACACUCGCAACCUGACUUGCUCUUUAGUCAAAGACGUCGUCGAACAGAUAUUGGGGCUAGCUACAGCACUCCAAGCGGCUCACAAUCUGAACAAAACAGAGGCGUCGUACCGUCACGGUGAUCUGAAGCCCGAAAAUAUUCUUUGCUUUAAGGGUGAGGGCCAGAUUGGGACGCUGAAGAUCGGUGACUGGGGAGAAGCAAAGUUUCACGAAGAAGACCAGGUGACCGAGAUGCGACCCAGCCGGACGACUGCGAAGCACGGCACCCGUCGAUAUGAGGCCCCUGAAGUUGAGACUGGCGUGCAAGUAAAAUGGCUCGGGCAGUCGAGAAAACGUCGCUCUCGUUUGAAUGAUAUAUGGGCAAUGGGCUGCAUCACACUCGAAUGCUUGGUCUGGAUUCUGUAUGGGCCAGAUGGUCUCAAGCAAUUCGAUAUUGAUGUCGGUAACGAGAGCUUCUAUCAAUCCGAUGUUCAGAACGGGAAGUACGUUGCUUGGGUACAUCCUGCUGCGGUCCGAUGGAUGGAUACAAUGGCACAGGACUCCGCGUGCUCUGUAGGUACCACCGCCCUUGGGGACCUCCUGGAAGUCGUUAGAACGGCUCUUUUAGUGGUCAAGCUGCCAAGGCGACUAGGUACUGGCCUUCCUGAGCCGGAUGCGGUAAGGCCUAGGGCAGAUUCAGGCAUAGGCACAAACACUACCAGAGAUGAGGCUGCCAUCGAUCUCCAGAACGACGACCAUCUCUCUAGCGACGACGAGACGCCUACUGUGGAGGGUGUUCCAAUGGUUACUGUCACUGGCCCCGACAACGAACCUCAGCAGGAGCGGGAAGAGGAGGCCGAGAAAAUUCCUGUGCCAGCAGAACCAGAAGAGGAAGGUCCAGCGCGAUGUCUUUCCCGUGAAUUCAAACGCCGUAUGGAGCAUAUCUUCUAUGAAGACGAGAACCCUGGCUACUGGGAUACGCACGAGGAGAGGCCCAGAACAGUACCUUUGGACCUGGCGAGCUCGUCUGUCAUUACUCGUCGCCCAUCAGGAUCGAAAGUCGACUAUGCGCCUCCGGAUCUUAAUGAGAACGACUGGAAGCCACACCUGGACAACGACUACGCACUCAACAUGUUCACCACCAUUGGACAGGACAGAUUGCCAAAGCAACCGUCGACCUGCAGUGUAUCCGAUGUAUGUGAUACUUGUAAAAUGUUUGUCACAGGUCUUUGGGAGAUCGACUUCGAGAUGAAAUACGAUGCUACUGUACUCGCUGCUAGUGCUGCAUCUAAUACCUGUCAACUGUGCGCACUGCUUUGGCGAACAUAUGACCUUCAUUGCAAGAGCAGACCCAAGAGUGUACGGGUGGAAAGAGCAGGGCAUGUUUUGAAGAUGAACAGCAACAGGGAUGCUGUUCUGACCAUCGUUCGUCAGUUUGGGAAGGACUUGGGCUCUACUACUGACUACCAGAUUGGGCUUAUCGAGAUUCCAGAGGCAGGCAGUCCAACUCAUAUUGGUAUCAUUCAACAUUGGCUCAGAGAUUGUGAUGAUCGACAUAAGGAGCCUCUUGUGCAAUGCCGGAACACAUCCAAAAGCGAGUUACCUACUAGGUUGCUAGACAUUGGCUCUACUAGUAGCGGCGUUGUCUACUUGCGUGAGCGGAAAAAUCUACCGGCGGAUAAUGGAGACUGGAUAGCGCUUUCACAUCAAUGGGGCAAAGGGAAAUAUUGCACGACACGAAGCAAUCUCGAAGAACACCUAAGCGGCAUUAAGUUUGAAGACUUACCAGACACUUUCAAGGACGCGGUCAAGAUCACUCGCGCUCUCGGCAAGCGAUAUCUCUGGAUCGACUCUCUCUGUGUCAUUCAAGGCAAGGAUGGAGACUUCAAAGACGAAGCGAAGCGUAUGGAAGGUGUGUACAGCGGCGCCUAUUGUGUCAUUGCAGCCAGUAGCGCGACCGAUCACUACUCGGGAUUCCUGAACAAGCGUAAACGCAGGGACUAUGUUGGGUUCAAGCCACAAGAAAAGGAUCAAUCCCCCUUCUUCAUCUGUGAAAACGUUGACAACUUCAAGAGACAUGUAUUGGACGCUGGUCUGAACAGUCGUGGCUGGGUCCUGCAAGAGCACGCGCUGGCCCGUCGCACUAUCUUCUUCACUGAGCAUCAAACAUACUUCGAAUGCGGCUGUGGAGUACAAUGCGAGACAUCAACGAAGUUGUGGAAUGGAUCUGCAUCAUUCCUAGGGGACCCAGAGUUCCCACGGUUGCUGUACCAGGCGACACAAGGUGGCAAGAUCCUCAGGAUUCAAGGUUUAUUCAGCAAAUACUCGCGACUUGGACUGUCCAAAGCCUACGACAGACCUGUAGCCAUUGCAGGACUGCAGAAAAGGCUGUUGAGCACAAUCAGGGUCGCAGGAGACUUUGGCAUACUCGAUGGCCGCGACACCAAAGGUCUCCUCCGGCGAACCUUACUAUGGCGUCGGGGCUCAAAGGUGUCGAGCCUGCGCCCCAUCGACUUCUCGGAAAGCCAAGCGACAAUAUCAGUGCCAUCAUGGUCGUGGAUGGCUUACGAAGGUGGUAUAGAUUAUCUCAAACUGGAAUUUGACCACUGGGACUGGGCACACUUGCAGUCACCCUGGAAUACCGAGCACGAAAAGAGGAUUGCAGACGUUGAUCCAAGCACACUGAACAUCACUCUCGUUUCCCACGCCCAAAUCUGCGAUUUCAAGGCUGCCACCGAGACUGAGAUCGAGCGUCAUCUUGAUAACCAGGGACGUCUGUUGCAGGGAAGGCCAUUGUGCGUUGUUCUUGGCAGAACAAAGGGCACCGAUGCGGUUGACGAUCAGAAGCACUGUGUGCUUAUCGUUGCUCCAAAGCUGGACAGAGACACGUUUGGUAAUAGGAUCUAUGAGCGGAUCGGCGUUGCUAUUUUGCCUGGCAAGUGCAUUUCCCCAAACACCAAGAUUGUACACAUUCAGUGA
Molecule: messenger RNA, 3516 nt
Organism: Macroventuria anomochaeta
Lineage: Eukaryota; Fungi; Ascomycota; Dothideomycetes; Pleosporales; Didymellaceae
Exons: 4
Coding region: 1-3516 (1171 amino acids)
Biological process (GO): protein phosphorylation
Molecular function (GO): ATP binding; protein kinase activity
Source: RefSeq, a predicted model, not a curated record